Messenger RNA from Psammomys obesus (fat sand rat), 963 nucleotides. Its product is annotated as olfactory receptor 2L5-like. The record is from RefSeq and is a predicted model, not a curated record. Gene Ontology annotation, biological process: G protein-coupled receptor signaling pathway. NCBI's taxonomy places the organism in Eukaryota, Metazoa, Chordata, Mammalia, Rodentia, Muridae. Gene Ontology annotation, molecular function: olfactory receptor activity; G protein-coupled receptor activity. Gene Ontology annotation, cellular component: membrane.
AUGGCCCUUGGUUGGAGUACUGGUCUUGAGCUGGAUAGUUGUAAUCAAACAUCUACAGGUUUUAUCUUAUUGGGACUGUUUCCCCCAUCAAAAACAGGCCUGUUCCUCUUCAUUCUGAUUGUUCUCAUCUUCCUGACAGCUUGGAUUGGCAACCUGUCCAUGAUCCUCCUUAUUCUCCUGGAUUACCAUCUCCACACACCCAUGUAUUUUUUACUUAGUCAGCUUUCUCUCAUUGACUUAAAUUACAUUUCUACCAUUGUCCCUAAAAUGGUGUCUGACUUUAUGUUGGGAAAUAAGUACAUCUCCUUCAUUGGCUGUGGGUUUCAGACCUUCCUUUUCUUGACUUUUGGGGGUGCUGAAACCCUUUUGCUGGCGUCUGUGGCCUAUGAUCGUUAUGUGGCUAUUUGCUAUCCUCUCCACUAUGCCUCACGUAUGAAUAACAGAGCCUGUGCACUGAUGAUAACUGGAUCUUGGGUGCUGGGUUCCAUUAAUUCCUGUGCUCACACUGGGUAUGCUCUCCACAUUCCUUACUGCCGGUCCAGAGUCAUCAACCAUUUCUUCUGUGAUGUCCCUGCCAUGUUGAUUCUAACCUGCAUGGACACAUGGGUCUGUGAGUAUACAGUAUUUGUGAGCACAAUACUCUUCCUAGUGUUUCCAUUCAUCGGCAUAGUGUGCUCUUACGGCCGUGUUUCUUGUGUCUACCGCAGGCAUCCUGGGGCAGGGAAGAAGAGGGCCUGUUCUACCUGUGGCACCCACCCCACUGUAGUAACUUUCUGCUAUCCAUCGUUUGCUUACACCUAUCUACGCCCAAGAUCCCUCUGAUCUCCAGCAGAGGACAAGAUUCUUGCAGUCUUCUACACCGUCCUCACACCAAUGCUCAACCCUAUCAUCAGCCUGAGAAGCAAGGAAGUGAUGGAGGCCCUGAGGAGGAUGACUCACAGAAUUUUCUUUGCAAAAAUGUAA